AUGCCUGGUCCAUUCGGUUCAUUCUCUUGGAUCUGCUCCCAUACGGUCUUGCCUCAAUGCAAUUUAUUCUUCUCACAAUUCUUCAACUCCGAUACAACAUCAUCGGCUUUCACCAUACUCUUCCCUGAUUCCUCAGACUUUUUCACCAAAUAUAAUAUCACAGGUCAGAAUGCUCGAGAAGAUCCAGUGGUCGAAAUCGCUCGAUCCGAUUCAGGCGUAGGAAUAGGAAGUAAUUGUGAAAUCGCAAGAGUUGGUCACAGAGGAUCACCAGGUGACAUAGCACUUAUCGUCUUAUCAGCUCUUUCAUUCCUCUUGGCUAUCUUCCUUUCCGUUCAAGCAUCGAGACGUAAAGCGGCCGUUGGGAGAAUUGAGUUACGUCUAUUCCUGUUCUUAUAUGGUUUACAUUCAGCUUUUCAAAUCAUAACAAUGUCAUCUCUUCUGGAGCAAGGUUCGAUGGGAUUAUCAAUCAAAUCAAGUAUUCACAUAGCUACUAUUGUUAGCCUGUUUUGGGUUUUACUGGGUAAUGGACUUAUAGCUACUCAAGUAGUGGAGGACGGAACAGCAGCUGCUUUGGCGCCUUUGUGUAUUCUCGCCGUAAUCUUCUUCAUACCUACGUUAUAUGUAUCCCUCGAUACUGCGUUCGGAUGGACCGACGUAUUCACGCCAAACACUGGAGACAUGGCAGAUGUGAAGAACAUAGCUUUAUUUAUAUUGACUUUGAUUUGGCCUGCUAUUGCCGUUGUUGGCUACACAAUGAUCAUGCUAUACGUCACUCUGGGCAUGUUACGAGAGACGAAACCUGCUUUGCUCUACCUUGCAGCAUUCGUACUGUUCGCUAUUGCUCAAGUGAUUUUCUUCCUCGUUUCCCAGCCGCUGUGUAAUGCUUCAAAUGGUAAAGUGAACAGUGCAUUUCUAACUACUCUACUGGAAGCAGGCGCUGUGGGGAUGCUAUACCUAGCUUGGAUAAGUAUAACCGAGGACGAUUGGGGAGAAGAAGUCUAUGGGUAUUAUCAAUAG
Messenger RNA from Kwoniella shivajii, 1017 nucleotides. RefSeq lists its product as uncharacterized. Gene Ontology annotation, cellular component: endoplasmic reticulum membrane. The record is from RefSeq and is a predicted model, not a curated record. Gene Ontology annotation, biological process: protein folding. Lineage: Eukaryota; Fungi; Basidiomycota; Tremellomycetes; Tremellales; Cryptococcaceae. The transcript has 8 exons. The coding region runs from base 1 to 1017 and encodes 338 amino acids.